Glycine soja is the source of this 1633-nucleotide messenger RNA. Its product is annotated as U-box domain-containing protein 11-like. Gene Ontology annotation, molecular function: protein binding. The record is from RefSeq and is a predicted model, not a curated record. Gene Ontology annotation, cellular component: nucleus; cytoplasm. Bases 140 to 1117 code for a protein of 325 amino acids. The transcript has a single exon. NCBI's taxonomy places the organism in Eukaryota, Viridiplantae, Streptophyta, Magnoliopsida, Fabales, Fabaceae.
CGGGAAACCGCCACGACUGAAUCUCAUCACUCCCUUCCUCUGAGUCCUACUUCCUCACGCCUCCACCAACCUUAUAUCCACUCCAACGCGCUUUUCCUUCUUCCGCCAACCCAAUCAAUCCAAACACGCCCUUAGCAGAAUGGAGACUAAUCCCCGCACGAUCCGCAGCCUAGUCUCGAAGCUGAGCUCCGUUUCCGAAGCCGCCCGCGUCGACGCCCUCUCCCAACUCCGCCUCAUGUCCAAACAGUCCCCCGAAACCCGCCCCCUCAUCGCCGACGCCGGCGCAAUCCCCUUCGUCGCCGAAACCCUCUAUUGCUCUUCGCACCCCCCCCAAGAAAACGCCGCUGCCACACUCCUGAACCUCAGCAUCACCCAAAAGGAGCCCCUCAUGUCGACACGUGGCGUCCUCGACGCCAUCGCUCACGUGAUCUCUCACCACAACACCACCUCCUCCCCCGCGGCGGUCCAGUCCGCCGCCGCCACCAUCCACAGCCUCCUCUCCUCCGUGGACUCCUACCGCCCCGUCGUCGGGUCCAAGCGCGAGAUUGUCUACUCCCUCAUCGACAUCCUCCGCUGCCACGUCUCGUCUCCUCCUCGCACCAUCAAGGACUCGUUAAAGGCCUUAUUCGCCAUCGCGCUUCAUCCUCUUAACCGAUCUACUAUGAUUAAUCUUGGCGCGGUUCCCGCGCUUUUUUCGUUGGUUGCCAAGGACGGUAGGGUUGGGAUUGUGGAGGACGCCACCGCCGUCAUCGCGCAGGUCGCCGGUUGCGAGGACGCCGCCGAGGCCUUUUUUAAGGCCUCCGGAGUCGGCGUCCUCGCUGACCUCCUCGACCUUGCCACCGCCGCCAGCAUGCGGACUAAAGAGAACGCCGUCUCGGCGUUGCUCAAUUUGGUGCGGUGCGGCGGUGACAAGGUCGCCGCCGACGUGCGCGACGCCGUGGCGUUCGGCGCGUUGGAUGGAAUUGCGGAUGUUAGGGACGGCGGGAGCGGCAAGGGGAAGAACAAAGCUGCGGAGUUGUUGAAGGUUUUGCUCGGUGAGAACAAUGGCGAUGUUGUUGCGUUGAACAGUGAUACUUGUUCUUCGUUUGGUUCCUCGAGGAAUCAUGAUUCGGAAUGAGUUUGAUUCUUUUUGUUAGGAAAUGGAUUCUUUGCAUUCGCGGAUUCAUUCAGGCAUUCAUGAAUUGGAAUGGUUGAAUGAAGAUAAGAUGGUUCACAUUUUGGAUACAUGUGUUAAGUUUGUUACAUUUAGGAUAAAAACAUAGAUGCAGUUUCUUAUGUGCUUUUGGCCAUGUUUUCCGAUCAGAAUUAGAGUUUUACCUCGGAAAUCUGUGUUGGUAUUUGAUGUGAAUCUAUAUUAUGCAAAUUACCGAGGUGAAUCUCCAAUUAUGAUUGGAGAAUAACACUGAUAAUACUGAAGAUUUGUAUAUUCAUUCAAUGGUUCUGACUAGCUGAAUGUGUGAAUGCAGCAGGAGUUUCCUGGCUGUAGGGAAUUCCGGUUGAUUUAGGUUUAGGCAGGCUGAUUUGGUGUACAAAUUAGGUGAUAAUUUUGUUGUUUUGAUGAUAUUCUAUUGAUUAUUAUGUUAUGAUAUGAACAAUAUCAUGAUGUGUUUUACAUUCCUACAGUGUUGAUUUA